This is a messenger RNA of Pieris rapae (cabbage white), 4134 nucleotides long. RefSeq names its product adenosine deaminase 2-like. NCBI's taxonomy places the organism in Eukaryota, Metazoa, Arthropoda, Insecta, Lepidoptera, Pieridae. The record is from RefSeq and is a predicted model, not a curated record. The coding region runs from base 447 to 1970 and encodes 507 amino acids. Gene Ontology annotation, molecular function: adenosine deaminase activity. Gene Ontology annotation, biological process: inosine biosynthetic process; adenosine catabolic process. The transcript has a single exon.
ACUAACAUAAAACACCAAUAAAAAGUGCGAAUUCGGCUCGAAUGACGAUGAAAUUAGAAGAAAUCUUAAUUUUAGAAUACACAAUGAAUGUAUUACUGUGCUUACUUAAGCUGUAUAUUCUUGUUGCUUAAAUAUUAAAAUAUAUCUAAAUUUGUUUAAUUGGUCGCCUUUGUUCUACAGCAAAAACAUUUGGGUACGAAUUGCAUAUUUACCUUUUAAACAUAUAGCGUUUUAUAUAAUUUCCAGGUUUUUAAAAAUUCUUUAAGGUUAAAUUGAUUCCAGAUUCUAGGCUGACCGGAUUUUAAAGUUGAUUUUUGACCCUUUAACCAACAAAAUUCUUAGGAAAACUUACAUCUAUAUAAAUAUCAACAAAUUGCACUAACAAGUCAGUAUGAGAGUAGCAAAGGCCAGUGAGUGACCCCACGUAGUUAUUAUCUUCCAUUAAAAUGUUGCUCGUAAUCUUUAUAUUGUGUGCCGUGUUCGGGCAAACUCUUGUCGCGCGUUCUCUUAACGAUUUAAACUUCGAGAGACAAAAUAUUUUAGACGAUGAGUUUGAAAUGCAAGUUGGCGGACGCCUGCGUCUCACAGACGAUGAAGUCACAGCAAACGAAAUCCUCAUGCAUUGGAAACGGUUAGAAAUAUCCCAAGCAUUCAAUAAUCCUCAAAACUCCAACUUCUCAGGACACUAUUUCACCUAUAAGCAUCAUAUUGACAAGUCAAAUGUCUAUCAAAUUAUACGGAAAAUGCCGAAGGGCGCCGCGCUUCAUGUUCACAGCACCCUCAUGCUGAGUACCGAUCGUGUAAUAGAGCUUACAUACGAGGACCACUUAUACGCUUGCUUCGCGAAUUCAGAAUUACACUUACAAUUCUCCACAACUGUUCCCAAACGGCCUUGCCCAGUUGAGUGGCGUCUUUUGAGCGAAUUAAGAAAUGAAUCGGGUGACGUCACUGCCUUUGAUACGGAGCUAAGGAAAUACUUUAGUUUGUUUACAAAUGAUGAGCAUAUCACGAAUGCCGACAUUAACUAUACGUGGGAUAAAUUUAACAAAAUCUGUCGCACUUUAAAGUAUUUGCUAUCAUACAGACCUGUAAGGGAGAAACAUUUCUAUGCAGGCUUAAAAGAGUUUUACGAUGACAACAUAAGAUACAUCGAGAUAAGAAGCGGAUUAACAAGACUAUAUGAAUUAAAUGGCACCGAACACGAUGCUACUUACUUGGCUCAUCUAUUUAAUAGAGUCGCGAAGAAGUUUAAAGAAGAUCAUCCCGACUUCUAUGGAAUAAAACUGAUUGUUACGCGAUGGCGCGGUAUCAACAUGGAGCAAAUGCAAGAAGUGAUACACGUCGCUCGUCAAGUGAAAACAGAAUUGCCCGAUCUUUUUGCUGGAUUCGAUUUAGUGGGACAGGAAGAUAAGGGCAAACCUCUGAAAGAUUUUCUUCCCCUUCUAGCCGCUCAGGACGACUUGCAAUACUUUUUCCAUGGCGGUGAAACAAAUUGGUUCGGAACUUCAACCGAUGAGAAUUUAGUGGAUGCGAUCCUGCUUGGUUCAAACAGAAUAGGCCAUGGUUACGCAUUAAUCAAGCACCCAGCUCUAAUGGCAGCAGUGAAACAAAGAGACAUAGCUAUAGAAGUGAAUGUGAUAUCCAAUACUGUGUUAUCUUUAGUAAGUGAUGUCCGGAACCACCCACUGGCUGCCUAUUUGGCUUUAGGCUUGCCUGUGAUUAUAUCCAGCGAUGAUCCAGGGGUGUGGGAGGCAGAUCCUAUAUCCCAUGAUUAUUAUGUUACAUUCACACGUAUCGCUAGCAAGAAAACGGACUUACGACUUUUAAAACAGUUAGCUAUUAAUUCUAUAAGGUAUAGUGCAUUGGAUGAUGAAGGUAAAACGGCAAUGUUUAGACUUUUUCACAAAAAUUGGUUGGAGUUCAUACAAAAUGUAACAGCGGAGAAUAGUUUAACAGACACGGCUAAUUAGAUACAUAGCAACGAUUGACGGAGACUUUAGCAGGACUUUAGGUGUCAAAGUGAAUUUAAAAUAGAUAGAUUACAGUUCAUUAAUACUCCGAUCAAAAAUGUUUAUUUGUAUGAAUUCAUUAUAAAUAUAUUAACGCAAUUAUAGUACAAAUUAUAAGCAAUUGUUUACCAGUAAGUGGACUGAUUUAAAUUUAUAUAUUAUGAAUGUCUGUAUAGUCUGUAGUGUAUAUAUUAGCAGGCUGCAGAAGAUUACUAAAAAUAUGAGGGGAUGAGGCCUAAGAAGGUAACCACCCUACGCCCUAGUGCAGGGUUAGAGCUAGGGUCCCAAAGUCCUCCAGAUGUGUCAGCAUUUGGUCAGUGUUCAAGUGAUAUCUGAGUGAUAUUACGUGGUUUUGGGAACGUUUAGGUAUUGGAUUCGAUCCCAAUCAAAUCAAAUCAAACCAAAAAUCAUUUAUUCAUAUAGGUAACAUAAUGUUCACUUAUAAACGUCAAAAAAAGUAAAAAAGAGAAAUAUGAAUUGAAAUGAGACCAAUGAAAACUAUAUCUGGAAUACAAGAAAACAUUAAAUAAUAAACUAUCACCGAACCCAUUUCUUUUCCAACAAAAACUAACUUGAAAUCUAUCAUUAAUUAUGGGAAUAAAACGCAACUCCUUUUCACGGUAAUAAAAUACAUGAAUUAGUUACGGACUUCCUCAGGCAUUUGAUGACAGCUGAAGUUGCGGACUCAAUAUAAUUAAGAGGUCUUUCCAUAAUUGGUCACACUUUGAGUAUCUUCAUUUAAUUACAUUCUACUGUCGGUCCUGGCUUCACUCAUUAAUAAUUAAACGCUUUCGCAAUGCAGUGAGAUCCGCAUUAACCGUCAAAUACAAAUCAAUAACUUCUUCGGCUAUGAGAAUACAUAUUUCUAUAUUUUCCAAAUUAAUAACUUCGCUUAAAGCUGGCUUAGUAAGUUUUCUGUGUCAAAAUGAACAAUAUCUGUAACAAAUCGUAUAAUCAUGGUAAUAGAAGAGUAAUGAUAGAUUUUUAUUUUAAAAAAUUUGAAAAGUCCUGCGUGAAGCUAUAUCAAAACACGAACAUUGAACAUGUUUCAUUCCAAUACGUUAAAUUAGUUCUCUAAAAUUGAUCUUACCGUAUUAUGAAAAACUACAUUUUGAAAUAUUAGUACGCAGUGGGUGACUUUAAUGGAUGUCAAAAUACCUAAAAUAUUGUUGCGCAGAUCAUUUAAAAAUAUACGCAUAUGACUUUUAAAGUAAUAACAAACAUACAAAACAUUUUUUGUGUUAAUAUCGGUGUCGGUAAUACUGGUUAGAUACAGCAAUUAGUGAAGGCGCCGAAUCGUCAACCUCAAUUAAUUUUUACUAUAAUUUGUCACAGCGUAUCUUUGAAGAUCAGCGGUGCGUGCGCAUGUCAAUAUUUGAAGCGUGUAAUGGAAUUAAAACUGUUAACAUGUAUGCAACUAAUUUACAUAUAUACUUAUAACAAAAUAGUCUGACGUCCUAUUUCAACAGCAAGAGUAAGGAUAAAACGUGUUUUUAUAUGUUAUUACUUUUUCUAUUGUACCUCUAUACGUCUAACUGUGUAUAUGGUUAUUAUUUUAUUUCAUGUGAACCCACCUCUAUGUGAAUCAAAUUCCAUUGAAUUAUACUUCUAUUGCUUUUUAAAUAAUUAUUCCAUUGCUUUUAUAUAAUGUCCUAAAAUUAAUUUCUUUGUACAUAUUAUUAUAAUAGAUUAUGUACCUUCUAGGUUCAAUGAAAAACUGUGAUUAUAGUUACAAAAAAGGUAAGAACUGCCAUGUAUCAUUAGGUAUAACAUUUUAGUAAGUAGUUUAUGUAACUUUCAUACAAUAAGGGUUAUUAAAAAUAGUGAAAUUUUUACUUAAUUUUUUAUUUCUCAUAAACGGAUGGUUUUAUUAGAAUAAGUCGAGUGGAUUUAUACAUUGAAAGUAACAGUUUCAUUAACAACUUUAUUUUAAGUUUGUCUUUGGCUUAGGCGAGUUUACUUCUACAUUAAAAAAAACUUUUUUAAUUAAACACUUUACAUUAUCUCGUAAUUGGGAUUGAACCUAAUAAUUAGUAAAAGGUCAAUUUGAUAAUACAGAAUAAUAAAUAUAUUUUUUUAAAGAUAAAACAUUAGAAUGGCGCCAAACCUGCCACAGAUUAGUAAA